UUUACAGUAAACAAGUUGACGCGAAACAUAGUCGUUCGCGAAACGUAUCGGUACCAAUGCGAUCCGUGUAUUAAUUUCUUCUUCCAUUGGUUACGCGACUGAUCGAAAGUCUGGCAAACACGCGUUUCAAUUGAAAUCGUUCGUUCGAGGUUUAAUCAAUUCAAUUUCAACACAGUUUCUCAGUUCCAAGCAGUGUUUUAGUUAUCUAUAUAUAUAUAUAUAUAUAUUUAUAUAAAAAUGGCUGUGUCGACAAUGUGGAUUAAAAACAACAUGCUCUUCUCACCAGGCCAAAGCGACAGACAACUGACAGAAGCUGAACUAAAAGUUCAACGAUCCUUGCAGAGGCUUUCUAUCCCAGAUUGGUACUUGAACAAGCGUUCAAAUCCACCAAGGAUACUGAAUGUCACCCCUAUCGAGUGUCGUCUACCGUUCUGGAAAAGUUUCGAAUCCAACAAGGAUUCCACGAUGAACUCGACUUUGUCAAACCUAUCAGUUUCAGACAAUUUCUCGCAAACAAAGUCACCGAAAACCAGCAAAACCAGCAACAGUUCCAACAUUGCUCGGCAACAAAAGUCUCCAGAAGCAAGACACAGCAAGUCACCGUUCAAGAGUUCAGAGCAGCCUUUCGACACCACGAUCCCCGACGUCCAUCUUCCGAUCAACGUCAGCAAAACUCUGCCGAAAAUGUCGCCCUCGAGAAAGGUGCAAAACAUAAACAUCGUUCUCCCACUUGGUCCACCGAUAGAGAUUCCCGACGAUCUGGAAACAGACAUCUCCGAGGCCAGGUACAACAAGUUUUUGCUGAGGAAGCAGCAGUUCGAGGCCAUAAAGAGGAAUUAUCAAGAGUCUAUAAAACGCUACAACGAAUCCGUCAGGAGCUACAAUGACUUUACCAAAAGUUGCAACUGUGGCAACUCGAAGAGGAGUGGUGACGACGAUUCUACCAACAACGACACCGAUUCUACCAAGAAUAACAAGAGUACCCAAAAGACGGCAACGAACAGCUCCAGAAACGAUAGUCUUUUUCUACCUUUGGAAAUGACCGAGCAGCAGAACCCUGUCACUCCUAAACCGAGAUGUUUCAGGGUGCGAGCCACCUCCACCCCCAAGUUCACUCCAGCCAAUCUCUUCUCCUCGACCAUCAUCGAAGAGAGUCCCAAAACGAAGAAGACACCCUGCCGCAGCAUCCUCGAGAAAUCCUCCAUCUUCGAGAGGAACUGUUUGUCGAGUAGCACGGAGCCGCCAGGUGACGCGGCCAAGUCGAAGACGAAGAAGCUGUCGGAUAGUCUGCUCGAGAAGGCAUCGAUCUUCGAAAGUCAGCUCUCCUCCAGUUCCAUGGACGCGUCCAACAAGCCUGAUCCGCCGAGCCAACGUCUGGACAAGAACAUCAACUCGACCGACUCGAUUCUCUUGGAGAACGACGACUCCACUCUGUCGGAGAGACCAUCCAUGGUUCGCGAUCUGGUGAAGAGGCUGGAGGUCUCCCUGAACGGCCUUUGCAGCCCAGAAGAGAAAUCGAAAUCGAAAUCAAAGCUAACCUGGAAAACCAGACGCUCCCUGCCAGAGACCAAGUCCCAGGAGAUAAAGACUCCCGUGGCAGCGCAGAGAAGGAUCAGCCUCGACUCGAGGAACCAGUCAAAUGUUCAACCAAGGAACGCAAACGUUGAUUUUCGAUCGCCUUGCACGAGGUUCCUCAGCUCGAACCAGAAAUCCACAGCCCUGGAGAAGAUCGUAAAGAGCAAGCAGCCUUCCAGGGACAAGAGCGCCGUACGCGAGAUAAUCGAAAUGUUGACGGAGAAGCUGAGAGAGUCGUCGUCCUCGCGACAAAACGGACCCGUGGAAAUGAAUCAUAGGUUCGUGAAGAAAGUGGUGGAUAUCCUGGAGAAAGGUGGAGACUUGUCUGUUGUCGAGGAGACGAGCAACGAGAGGAAGCCCGAUGUCCUCGAGAGCUGCAGCGAGUCGGACAAGUCGUCCGUCGCGUCGUCCUCGUCGAAAGAGACAGACAGCAGCAGCGACUCCGAUCAGAGAUCAUCGAGAACCGACAGAACGUUCAGCUAUGGGACUAUGGAGACGAGCAAGUCGAUGGACGAGCAGAAGACGCGGCAACAGGAGGAUUCCGUUUACUGGAUACCCGUAUCCAGAUGCAAAUUGCCCAGGACCAGUUCCUUGUUGAGCCUGACGUCCAAGUUGUCAGCCACGGGACAAUCUCCUUGCGUCAGUCCAAUCAGGAGCGAAAGCGAGGCAGGAGACCGGCUUGCUCCGUGGGGUGCCACCUACGGAAGGACGAAUGCCCUCUCCAGGAAGCUGUUCAGGAUCGACGAAACCAUAGUGAUCGACUCUGGCUACUCCGACAGGUCCGACAAGUCGACUGGUGGAUGCUCGUUAACGGACAGCACUUGGUCAGCCGAGGAUUCCUGCGAGGAGAUGAGAUCUACUCGAGUCAAGAGGUCCUCCUCCAGGCGUAAGUCGAUCGCUGGCCAUACUUUUCGUGUUCAUGCUUGACUAUGGUGAACGGAUAUAGGAAACGGUGUCAGGGAAACUGUAUUCCAGGUUUACGGAGAUUUCUGUAAGUAGUGAGAGAAAUAAUGCUUUAAUAAAGUUAAUUAGACGGCUUAGACGAAAAUUAAUUUGGAAUUUUGCUCGUGUUUUUGUACGAAUAAGUGUCGGCAUCGGUGAAAAUAGGUACAAGUCGAAAUGAUCGUGGUCCGUAAACGUCCAAUUAAACGAGCGUUCGCGAGGUUAUCUCUACCCAAUUCUGCCGAGGAAGCAUCAAUUGGAGAUCGAGUUUCGAUCCAAGCUUCAAAGCGCUUGAAUUGCUAAGAUUUUAAACUGUAACGAAUGUAAUAUACAUAGUCGUAGGCUGUAGAAAAGGUCCCAGAGUUCCCAUUGCUCUGUUGAAACUCUGGGGAAUCAUUUGUGAACGCGAAAAUAUUUUUUUCUAAUCUUUCAAGAAUUCGAAAAGCCCCUCGUUCUCUUUUAUCGAACUCGAAACUCUUGCGUUAGCCAUUGUAAUUGUUUAAUUAAUUAUACAAUACAUCGAUU
Molecule: messenger RNA, 3042 nt
Organism: Hylaeus anthracinus
Lineage: Eukaryota; Metazoa; Arthropoda; Insecta; Hymenoptera; Colletidae
Exons: 3
Coding region: 238-2502 (754 amino acids)
Source: RefSeq, a predicted model, not a curated record